Messenger RNA from Diachasma alloeum, 4881 nucleotides. Its product is annotated as cell division cycle and apoptosis regulator protein 1. The coding region runs from base 155 to 3694 and encodes 1179 amino acids. Lineage: Eukaryota; Metazoa; Arthropoda; Insecta; Hymenoptera; Braconidae. Gene Ontology annotation, biological process: regulation of DNA-templated transcription. The transcript has 10 exons. The record is from RefSeq and is a predicted model, not a curated record. Gene Ontology annotation, cellular component: nucleus.
AUGGCGCCUGCAUGAAGGACGCUGAAUGCUGAAUGGGCCAAACUGAUUAGUAAACCCUUAAAAAAAUUAGUUUCAUAAUUAAAUAAAGUAAAUAAAUCACUCGUGAGUGAGAUAAACGUGAAUCCUAGUUGAUAAAUAAUUAUCUACCUCAGGAAUGAGUAAUUUGUCACCGUUCGGAGGUGGGAAGAACCCCCCGUGGGUCCGAAAUGCAGUACAAAAUGGGGAUUUUCUAGGCCAGGGAAUUCAAAACAUUCAGCAACAGAUGUUGGGCCAGGCCAUGGGUGGAAUGGGGGGUCAGCCGAUGGUCCAGUACCAGCAGCAGACUCAGCAGGUCUAUCAACAAGGCCUUGGGUUGCAACAGCCCAACUUGACCAUGGCCUCGAUGGCACAACUGGGCUCGAAUCUCCCCUCUGGAAUUGCUGGACAAUUGUACCCCCAAGUGGCGACUGUUUCCUACCCCACACCGAGGACACUAAAUGCCAAUGCGUUCCAACAGACUGUUGGGGGCGUUCAGCAGCAGGUGCAGCAGAAUGUCCAAUCCUCCUCGACUAAACAGAGGGUGUUCACUGGGACUGUCACUAAAGUUCAUGAUAAUUUUGGAUUUGUCGAUGAGGAUGUUUUCUUUCAAACUAAUGCAUGUGUGAAGGGCUCCAAUCCAAUAAUCGGCGAUAGAGUUCUGGUGGAAGCAUCAUUCAACCCCUCGAUGCCCUUUAAGUGGAACGCAACGCGCAUCCAGGUCCUCCCAAUGACAGGGAACUCCAACUCUUCCUCGAAUUCUGUGAGCACUCCAGCCCCCCAGAAUCCCCAGCAAAAUCGCCAACCCCAAUCGAGUCGUCCCUCAGGCACCUACAACGCAGUGCCACCCCCCAAUGACAAUACGAAUAGCAGUAGAUUUUCAAGUAAUAAUUCAACCUCGACGACGAGUAAUCGAAAUAAACCAGCGAGAGUCAGGGAGAGAUCACGAGAGCGGAGGAAUGACGACGAAGAGGUAGAGAGGAAGCGCAGGAGGGAGGAGAGAAUCAGGGAGAGGGAGAAGAAGGAGGAGAGGAGCCCCUCCAGAACCAGGAGGAGCAAGUCUCCGAGGCCCAGACGACGAACUCGAGUGGUGCCUCGUUACAUGGUGCAGAUACCAAAGAUUGCGCUCGAUCUCCCAGAGGCUGAUGUCCUCGAGAUCAGGAGACGAUACCAGAACAUGUACAUUCCCAGUGAUUUCUUCUCGACGAACUUCAGGUGGGUCGACGCCUUUCCACCCCAUAUGCCGUUCACUUUGAAUAAACCAUGCAGCUUUCAUGUGAUGCACAAGGAUGUCGAUGGGGUCGUCGAGAAUUCAGCUGUGCUGGAGCCUCCUGAUGCUGAUUAUUUGUUCUCUGCUAAGGUGAUGCUCAUGUCAAUGCCAGCGAUGGAAGAAAUCUACAAACGCUGCUGUGGAGUAACAGAGGAUCGAGACCCCGACAGGGACUACGUACACCCAACUCGACUGAUAAACUUCCUCGUGGGUUUACGAGGAAAAAACGAGACCAUGGCCAUUGGAGGCCCCUGGAGCCCCUCAUUGGACGGCCCCAACCCAGAGAGCGACCCCUCAGUACUCAUCAGGACAGCCGUCAGAACCUGCAAGGCACUCACUGGAAUCGAUCUGUCCCACUGCACCCAAUGGUAUCGCUUCCUGGAGCUCUACUACAGGCGUGCAGAGACUACCCACAAGUCGGGAAGAGUUGUGGCAUCGCGCGUUGAAACGGUCAUACUAUUUCUCCCAGAUGUUUGGAGCUGUGUAUCAACCAAACUGGAAUGGGAUACACUUCAUCUGAGCUAUAAGAGACAACUGGAUAGGAAGCUGAUGGGCGCUGGGGGCGAUGGGGAGAUGGAAGUGGCUGGAGAGAAUGAUGAUGCUGCCGUCGCUGAUCAAAAGGAUGAUACAACUCCGGAGAAGAAAGACCCCACGCAUUAUUCGGAAUUGGAUCCCAAGUCGAUGAAUGUGAAUGAUUUACGCCAGGAAUUAGCAGCGCGCAAUCUAAGCUCCAAAGGCCUCAAAUCCCAGCUCUCAGCUCGAUUGACAAAAGCAAUAAAGUCGGAGCAGGCUAAGGAGGAAGGCCGCCAGGACGAGGCUGAAGAUAACGAGGAGGAGAUACCACCGCCUCCGAAAGAGGAAACUAAAGAAGAAAAGAAGAGUAAAGAGCACGACGAAGAUAAGAAGAAGAAUUCCGAGCGUGAACGUGCUCUCCUGGAGAAACGUUACACUCUCCCCGAGUCGCCCCACAUAAUUGUCCAUCCCUCGCGCAUCGCAAAGUCUGGAAAAUUCGACUGCACAGUAAUGUCUCUCUCAGUCCUUCUGGAUUACCGCCCAGAAGACACUAAAGAGCACUCCUUCGAAGUCUCGCUGUUUGCCGAGCUCUUCAACGAGAUGCUGAUGCGUGACUUUGGCUUCAGGAUAUACCGAUCCCUCUGCUCACUGCCAGAAAAAUCUAAAGAGAAGGAAGAGGACCCGAAGAAGCCGAAGAAGGAGGAGAAGCCUCGUGAGGAUAAAAACCCAGAGGACAAGAAACGGAAGGACGAGGACGACAAGAAGUCGAAGAAUUCGAAGAAAGACGAGAGGAAACGAGAGACGAGUAAGGAUAAGAACAAGGACGAGAAGGAGAAGGAGAAAACGACAAAGAGUGACGAGAAGGACCGCGAGGAGGAUGAGGACGAGUAUGAGGAUGAGACGGAUGACGACGACUCGGUGAAGGAUGGGAAGAGGGAGAAGGAGAAGGAUGGGAAGAAGAAGAAGCCAAAGCUUUAUACCUACGAUCCUUAUCUGCUACUAUCUUUCGUUUAUUUCGAUCAGACUCACUGUGGCUAUAUCUUUGAUAAGGAUAUUGAGGAGUUAAUCUACACUUUGGGACUGAAUUUAUCACGUGCACAGGUGAGAAAACUAGUCCAAAAAGUCGUCACGAGAGAUUCUCUUCACUACAGAAAAUUGACUGAUCGGUCUAAAGAGGAUGAGGACAAGGACAAAGAGAAAUCGAAGGAGGAGAAGGAGGCGGCGGAUGAGGGCCACGAGGAGGUGGAGGACGAAGAAGAGUUGAAGUCCUUGGCCCUGGGGAACAAGAAACUCUUGCCUGUCUUCGUCAGUGGACAGGUGCCAUCGAAGAGAGCCAGGGGAGAGAACCAAGGGGAAGGCGAGGAGUCGGUACCAGAGGGAUUCGUCAUGUUCAAGGGGAGCCUUCUCGAUGUAGAGAAGCUGGUGAGUCAGCUGAAGCGCAGCGAGAAGGCCAGAGUGGACACUGAGGCGAGAAUGGGGGAGAUUCAACAUGAAUUGGCAAGUGUCAGUGAAAAGGCGCAUAGACAAGGCACGGUCAUCAGGGAUCUGGGAGACGAUCUCAAGGGGUACAAGGACAAGUUGAGGAGUGUGGAAGAGAAACUGAAGAAGACGUCGUCUGAAUGCUAUACGUACCUGAGUGCAAUAAAGAACGUAUACCACACGACAUCGAAAGUGAUGCAGAGUGAUAGUAAAAAAGUCGAAAUUGUUGAGAUCCAGGACGAAAAAUCAUCGAGCGAGAUCAAUGGAUCCCAGAGUGAAUCUAAAUCAAAGAGUGACACGAGGUGGAGCGACAGCAGGAGUUCAGUUAAAAAGGAGCUCGAGGACAAAGAUAAAAAGCACGAGAGUAAAUCCUCUGUGAAAAAAGAACCAAUGGAUGUGGAUAAGGAGAAGAAGUAAUUAAUUGACGAAAACCUUUAUUUAUUUGUAUUGAAAAACAUUGAAAACCGCCAUAAUGUCGUGAUCACACCCUCAUCGCUGUUUACUUUUUAGUGAGUUAAUUGUGCAUAAUAAUCUGUCAAUGUUGAUGGGAAUUUUCGCGAUUCUCCUAGCCCUUCACAGCAAAAAAUUUCUUUUUAUGUGAAUAUCUCAGAAUCUAAUGGAUUGGAAAGAAAAAUGUCGAAAGACUCGUUCAAAGAAAAUUCAAUUUUCUGCAAAAAAUUUCUUUUUACAUUUUUCUCUCAAUCCAACAGCUUGUGAAAUAUUCACAAAAUUGAGUGCAUUAAUUUCUUUAACUUGUCUCUUUUCGUAAUUUCAUCGAAUUAAUUACGAUAAAAAUUAUUUUAAUCACAAAAAAAGUUAUGUAUGCUGAGCAGAAGUUUUUUCAGUCCUUUGAUAUUCGGCGUGAACACAGUGUGAAUCAAUUAAACCACAAAUUAAUAAUUUUCUAAUUGAAUAUAUUGUAAUAAUUAAGCAAAUUAAUUGAACUAACUGAAUUGCUCAUCAAUUUUGUGAUUGAAAGACUCCAGGAGAUGAAUUCUACACAAUUUAUUUACAAAAAAUUAUUGAGCUUCAGCAACUGAAUAAUUUAAUUUCAAUGAAUUUGCAAUUUUCACUGCGUCUAUAGCGCUAUUUCCCCCUCCCCUUAACCCAAUCAUGAUGAAUCAAUUAAUAAGAAAAAAACGAAUGGAAGAAAUAAUUCAUGUCCUGGUUCCUUUCAAUUACAAAAACAGAAGGGAAAAAAAUAAAAAAAAUUGUAAAAAUUUGUCAAUUGAAUAGAAAAAUCGCCUAAUUUUUUAUUUAUCGAACACAUCACCAGUUUCAAAGCACCAGACGUCAUUAAAUCGAUUUUUUAAUGAGCGGAAAAAUAGAUAAUUGUUGGCUUGGAAAGCAUUAAUGAAGGGCCGAAUGUGGGAUUCUCCCUUGUUCUUUUCCUCAUUAGACUCGUAUGAAGAAACAUUAAUUAAUUAACCAGGAAAAUGGAAAUUAAUUUUUCAUUUUUUCAAGUGAAACCAAAAGAAUUUUUAAAUAAUUCAUGAAUUACUAUUUAUAAUUGAAUAAUAAUCGAGGAUCAAUUUAAAAGAGGAAUUAAGGAACAAUUGUACGAGAGUAGUGGGCGAAUAAAAGAGUUAAUUAGUUUGACACAA